Molecule: messenger RNA, 9235 nt
Organism: Dermacentor andersoni
Lineage: Eukaryota; Metazoa; Arthropoda; Arachnida; Ixodida; Ixodidae
Source: RefSeq, a predicted model, not a curated record
CACAUCCCAUUGGCAAGGCCUUAUGGUCAUUGCUAUGGUGACCUAUACAGGUACCUCAGUGUCUCUAGCAAUUACAGAUGCAGCUGCUCUUUUUGUUCUACUUGUUACGCAGGUAACAUUUCUCGCUGCCUUGUACCUGGGGGUGUCUGUGUACCUUAUUUCUGCCUUGUUGCUUUGUUUGUUUAGCAUUUUUUGUAGUGCAGUGGCUCUUGCUUGUCUUCUCUCUUUUUUGUAUUCUGGGUGCAUGUUUUUUGGUAUGGGUGCUAUGUGUAUCCUUGCUAUCAGGGUCGGGGGUACACAUUGUGGACUGUUGUGUUCUUCUUCGUGAGAUUAUCCAGGUCUUCUGAGGAGAGUUCUACUGGCAGUUGUAAGCUUUAGUUUUUGAAUUUGGUUCAUCUUGUGAGCAUCCAACAAUUCUUGCCAGGUAUUAUGUACUCUCAGUUUCAGUAGUUUUCUAUUUACGUGGUGUCUGGUAGUCCUAUUGCCAAUUUGUCUUUUUUAUCAGCAUGUUCUACUUGUCUCUUUCACUGUUCUUCACGGUAGGUGAUUCUGCUGAUGACCAGCACCUUAUGAGUUUUAUGGUGUCUUGGAUUAAAGGAACAAGACAUGAAGCUUUGAGAUGAAUGAGAAUAUAUCAGAAAGUUUCAGAUUAAGGAAGACUCUCACAAGACUACUAAAUACGUUGAAAAACUCAAAAUAUUUUUCUAUUUUAAUAGUUUGUCAUUUGAGACCACACAUUUCUAGUAAGAAUUCCGAAAAAGAAACUAGUAGCCAAUAAGGCUAUCUACAACUGAUAGCCUAACAUGAUCCUAUGGGAAGAGCCGAUAGUCUAGUUGCUCGCCAACAACAUAUGGCCCCAUCAGAUAAACCAUUAGGAUCUCGAAUUACACCCACUGACCCUAACAGUUCCAUCAAAUGUAUCACACUUAAUUUGAGAAGCGUAUAGUACUCGUAUGCACAAACACACAAUGGCAAUUUACUUCAAUGAUUUACCCACCAUUGCAUUUGUGCAGUCUUUCUCACCUCCUGUGGUAUUUGAGCCUGUUUAUCUUUCAUGUGCUCUAUGAAUACACUAUGUGUAACAUUAAUUGCCUCUUUAAUUUUACUUAUUCUAUCGAUUUCGUGGAUUUCUCCUUCCUUUCCAGUGUAUCUUGAUCUUCUUUCUGAAUUACAUCUUUUAUUAUACUUACUAUAUUUCUGUGAUCCCAAUGUUUGUAUGUCUUCUGAUCUCAUUCUGAAUGUCUGCCACUAUAUUUUACAUCUGUUGAUCAUUGAAAUUUACCGUCGUAGUUCUUUAUUCUGGUGUUGGCUUGCUCUUAAACUUUCCUUCGCACUGUAUGACACAUCUCUGAUCACUUCCCAAGCUGUUAGUUCUAUACGCAAGCUAUUUUCAUUUUGCUCAGUUUACUGUAUAUUGUUUCCAUCAUGAGUCUAUAAGUUCGUUUAACUGCUUAUCUCGAAAUUCCCAUUUAAAUUGUAUCCAUUUACCAGUAUUCACUAACAAUUACUAGGUUGUAUCACUUGCUAUGGCCCAAUACACGUUAACCGUUGUAGUUGGUACAUCCAUCGAAGUCUUUAAUGUGACUAUUCGUAUCUCCAAACAAGAUAACUUCGGUGUUAGCCUAAAGUCUGAAAGAAAACUGUGCGCCAGCUCAUGGUUUUCAUGUUGACAACUGCUUCCAGUCCACAAAUCACACUCACUACCCAAACAAACAUGUUUCUGGUGCCACUUGCACCUUUGGCCCAUACAUGUUGGCUUUAUUCUUUGCCAUUUCGCAUCCUGAUGCAGUGGCCUAACAAGAAACCUUUUGGGGUUGGGGCACAUAUUUGGUUGUGGAUGAAACGGGUGAGAGAAGCUGGGCAGGCCAUGUACACAGGCAGGCCAUGUACACAGGUGGGGGCAGGAACGCACGUGUCCAUUGUGCCACCUUCUGGCUACAGUACUGCUUAUCGACGCAUAUGCAUUCACACCGCCUUUCCUCUCUGUUGUUUAUCAGUUGCACCCUUCAUAUUCAAAGUUGUCUCAUCUUUGGUGGUGCUACCAGAUCUGUAAAUUAAGUCCCCAUGACAGCAUUACAUAUGGGUAUUCUUUCUCUUGAGCUGCAUUUUUUUAUUUUUGUUUCCUCCCUCCCUAUAUGUAAAUUUGUGCAUUACCACAGGAACCUCUUUAUGUAUUUACUUAGGCCCAAACAAUGAAAUCCUCUUUACCUCAGUAAGGAAGCCUUCAUUGCUGUGAGACCACUUUAUGUCACCUUGAAAGCUACCUUACUGAGGGGCCCUUGGUGAAGGCUUCUUUGGUGCUUCCUCAGCGUAAGGUUGCUCUGUAGCUAUCUUCAUGCAUCCUUGUGCUGCUUCUGGCCCUGAACGAGAGCUUCACCUCAGUGCUGGUGCAUGUGAUGUUUGUUUGCGCAUGCAUGCUGCCGCCUGCCUGCGGAGAAGCAUGAUGCAAUGCGUCGGCGUUCGUUUCAGUCGCAUGUUCAGCAUGAGUGGAGUCUCGCAACGCAGCGUUGCAAGUGUUGCUGUAACAUAUCAAGUUUUGCACUCGACUGCGGUGGUUUCUCACAUUGAGUAAACUGGAAAAAAGUGUCUGCGCAUCUCUAUAUUAGCGAUUCAAUUUAAAGAUUAUGUGACCAUCCACCUUUCUUUCUAUUAAAUAAAGGCAUUCAAGUAAAGCUUAUGAGAGAUGCUCUGCAACCCAGGUGUACUGCAACCAUGCCUUACGUGAGGACGGGCGAAGGGAGCUUUCAGAAUACGUUUGCUUCCUCCAUCGGUCCUUUGCUGUAAGGAGGCCACACGUAAGAUCAAGAAGAAGUCUUGCCAGUCACAGUCAUGUCAACCAUGAAGAAGCGUAUGUGCCGCUGAACUGUCUUGGCAUGCACAUAAGUGUUUAUGCCAUGUAAUAAUAUUUUAGCUUACAUAAUAUGCCUUAGCUUCAUUCAAUAUAUAAUGAAAGUUGAUAUUAGAGCUAUAGAAAUCCGAGUGAGUUGUUAAGAAUUAGUGAUAACGAAUAAAUCAAUUCUCAUGAACAAUCAUGAAAAUGCAUGGGCCAGCAGCACAUUAGGUCAAGGAGUGCAUAAAAAAAACUUGCACAUUGUGUUAGUGUUGAACAACUGCGUACAUUAAUCAUCUUAUAGUUACUAUUGACAGAAUUGCAUUUUGUUCAUGAGGUUUUAGGGAAAGCCUGUUCUUUUAUCCCCGAUGAGCCAUUGAUUCAGCUACUGUGAGUAUCAGAAUGACGCGAGAUAUGGAUUGUGCGGUCUGAGAGGCUGUGUAGCACAAGCAAAUAUGAUGCUUAUAGUUUCAUGACUCCCUAUUCCAGCAAGAUUUCAAGAUGGCUUACACUAGCUUUAAGUGCAACCAGACAUUAGACUUGCGAGUGUGUUCAAUGUUCCUGGAAACUUGCAGCAUGCUUUACGUGGAUGCAGUUGGCAUUCAUUAGACCAUCUCUGAAAGCUGUGUUGCAUUUGUUCUGCGACUCUAGUUUGAAAUUGCUGGACAUUCUCGGCUCAUGUAGUAAUGUUAACUUGGGCAUUACGUGCACUGAAAGAACUUAUAAUAUUUUUUAGAACUAUGGGCCCUAAUGACACUUUAGUUAUGAGCAAGUUGAGGGUGUGUGCAUACUUCUGGAUGCAUGUGCAAUGCUCAGUUAUUCAAGCAUGAUACCCGGAUCACAUGGCUCUCAACGCUUAAUCGUUGUGCCACCAGUAAAUGCUGGGUGAAUGCUUGGAUGGGGAGGAGGAUUUCAAGAAAGGGAAUUCUGUAGAUCACGAUUGUUGUUGUGGAACAAGCCCCAAAGAAUGCAAACUUUUUUAAGAUUGCAGUAGAAGCCAGUAGGCAUCUAGAAGCAAUGGAUUUGCAGUAACAGCUUGUGUUUGAAAUGUGAUCCCAGUUUUGGAUGAAAAUGGCUUAAUUAAACAGUGCAACCAGUGGCAAACAUAACAUUGCAUAUGAAUUGAGUGAGUCUUUUUCAUUGAAACUGCUGCAACCCCACUGCUUUGGGCAGAAGCAAUGCCUCAUACGUGGAUUCUAUUGCGCCAGUGUUGUGCUGAAGAAAUCACAUCAUGGUUUUCUGGGUGUGUGCAGCUAGCUGUUCUGACUGGGUAGCUACAGGGAAUUGAGUGAUUAUAAUGAAUUAACUUGACUGUUUGCAUUAGUGAGCACUCGGAGACCGUAAAAUAGCAAUGUGCGGCAUCCCAUUAACUUUUAUUUAUCUUUUUGCCAGCUCUAGCUUGUGCCACGUUCCUCCUACUUUGUUUGAUCCCCAUAGAAGGCCAGCACAUUCCACAUGUGAGGAGCUUUGUGCAGGUGCUGUUUGCUGUCAUUAAGAAGGCUGUUACUUUCCAAGAAAGGGUGCUCAAGGAGAGCAGAUGCCAGCAUUAUGCGAGUCUAGACGCAUACUGCAGCAGCCUGGUGCUGAUAUGUACCUGUAGGGUUGUAGUGGAGUAUGUUCGCCUCCCUGAAGCAGGAACUAAGCUUAGUGUGGCCUUAACAUGACCAAUUCUGAAGCAUGUUCACCUAAGCUAUGAAUAGGGUUGUGCACCAAGGCACAUGUUACAUAUAGGGUUUGUUCUGUCUGCUUCCUGUUUUAGUUCUAUCCUUUAGUUCUGAUAAUAUGGUUCAUAAAUGACAGAUAAAACAUGUGAACAUAUCUCACUGGAUUGUGUGUAUUUGAGACCUAACAGUGCCAUUGAUUAUCAUUAUUACAUGUUCAGUACAGUGUGGCUAAUAUUUAGAUUAGAAUUGGUGUGAAUCAUUAUGCUCUACAGGGGGGCACAUAGAAAUGGUUCGAAGCUUUUAAUUGCUUCACCUUAAGUGACAUGUCUCUUCAAGCAAUGUAAAUGGCUCGAAAAAUUUACCUGUUUGAGCUGCUGUUGUCAUGCUCAUGAUUACAGUGUUUUUCCUGUCGAUUUGUUUACGUUGUGACUGCCAUGCUGUGGGAUUUGAGUGUGAAGUUCGUCUAACUGUUGAGGUUGCUGCAGGUAUCAUACAGUAGUACUAAGCAAUAAUUGUGUGCUAUUGCCAUUACAAAGGGGGUAUGUUUCAUAUGAAGAGUGCUCAGUGAUUGAACCGUGAUACGUGGAUCACAAUGCAACCGGUGCUUUUUGCGCCUUCAGAGAGCGCCGGUUGAUCACUCAGGGACCAAAUGCUGCCACAGUGCAUGACAAAGGCUCUUGCUUUUAUUGUAUACCACAAUGAAUUACUUUGAUGUCCCCAGAGGAUACCGGUGACAAAUAAAUGCGCUAGCAGCUAUGUGCUUCGAUUAUCACGUUUUAAUAGCUGAACACUGCACCAUGUUAAAAAAAGAAAGAAAGAACAGGAAUGAUGAACUGUGCUUUCUUGUGGCAAAUUUCUGGUUUUACAUUAAGUAUGUUCUCUUAAAUUGAUUAGCGGGACUAUCUUUAAGGAAUAUGGUGGCACUUGAAGACGAAUGACACGUCAGUGUUGUGGUACUAAGAAUAUUUUCCAGGAAACCAGGUUUCGUAUAAUCAGAAAUAAUAGAAGAGCUAAUGAAAAUGCAAAAAAAAGCCAUCAGUAAAAAUCUGUUCGGUGUCGCCAGAGGAGAUUUGAAUACCUGUAUCAAUUAGUACGACAUGCACAUUUGAUUAUUUGUUUUGGGUGAGCAUUUUCCCUGAAGUCGCAUAGCAUAUCAAAAUUGACAGGUUUCAUUUGCCUGACAUAUUGUGACUAUUCUUAUCAUUGACUUGGCAGUAAACUUCACACAACAGUUAAUUAUGAAUAAUUAAUUACGGAGCCUUAAAAAGCAGUGACAAAAAUGAUAAAAUUCAAGCGACACUGUAUUUCAAACAACAUAUAUAACUUUAUUUUGUUCGAUGUGGUAGCUUCGGUGAUGGUGCGAGAUGAACAGCUUAAGUGUGAACGGGAAGACACGAUCCUAAAGGUAUGACAUAACCCAUCACAGCCCAACAUGCGGGUGUUCAUGCAACAGACGCAUAUAUUCUUUAGGUCCGGCUUCCCCUCGAUUUGGCACUAUAAAAGAUCCUUUUCAGUAGAAAUUGUGGUCGUAUUGGGUUUGUUUGCUGGGAGGCUCUGGCUUGGGCGCUUCUAAAGAAAGCAUGUCGAAAUACAACAAGGAACAGGUGAUGGUCUCCACUUUCUUCCUGUUUUCCGCUGACUUCCGCGAAAUCGUCGAGCGUCUUCACAGUGAGCACUUCCGGCUUAUAACUUCGGAGGUUGCAGGUCACGAAUAACAUGGAACCUAACAGGCUCCGGCCGUGGUCAUACUCUUCGGCGUCGUAACUCGCGUAGUUAAGCCGGCGUUUCCUAGGGCUGCCCGAUGCUGUGCGACUAGAACAGCUGCCGGGCUGCCGUUUGAUAUUCUGAUAGGCUUCAUCGUCGACUUGCCGUGUCAACGCGCCGCGUAGUUUAAUAGGUCAGCUGCCCUAAAAGGCGACAUCGGAUACAAUACCACGCGGGCCAUAUUUUGCAAGUUGGGCGUGAAACUAUUAUGCGUCAGCGUUCGAUAUGUAUGCUCGCGGUAGCAGACGACAUUGUUUAUGCGAAACAGCGGCAUACUGGAAACGAGACGUACCUUCCGGAUGUGGGGCGAAGUCGUUACGUCACAUCAGUAUACCGGCCCCCUUCUUACCACGAAGGCGCUCGAAACUUCUCGGCCGGUCCGUUCAUGACAACCAUCACAUAGGAGAUGGUAUAUCAGGAACAUUAAGCAACGUGGGAUGAUGACACAUGGGGUGCCAGGAAAUGAUCUCAUUUGAGGGAUGGCGGCGAUCAAUAUUACUGACGAAGGAACCGCUUGUGUUGCUCUCACGAUCGCGACAGAAAAAAAGAAACGUUCUUGAACUGCUAAACCCUCACAAAGUGUUUCACGUUGAGAUUAUUUUGAAAGAAGCGCAUUCAUCCUAGCUACGAGACAUCGAAAGUUCAUGCAUAAGACAGGUAAGCGCGGUGUUGUCAAAAGUUCUAGGGCUCGCGAGCAGACGAUGCGGGAGCCUUCUCGACGCUUCGGCUCGCAAGGGACCAAUCGCGGAGCGGCUCUCCUGACGUCACCGUCCCACUUUGGCCUCAUUGGUUACCGCGGCUCGCGAAGCAUCUGGGCGUUUCUAGAAAAGCGCGCGAACGGUAUAAAUCGCGCGUCGCGUCUCCCGUGCAGCAGAUUACUCAUUCACUGCAACGAGUAAGCAAGUGUUCUGAACGAAACGCAACUACCACAACACAAGCGUCAUGCCUAUCGGCAGAAAGUCUGACGUGCCGGCCAUCGGCAUCGACCUCGGCACCACGUAUUCCUGCGUGGGUGUCUUCCAGCACGGCCGCGUCGAGAUCAUCGCCAACGACCAAGGCAACCGCACGACGCCGAGCUACGUAGCCUUCACGGAUACGGAACGGCUGAUCGGUGAUGCUGCUAAGGCGCAGGCGGCCAUGAACCCGGAGAACACGGUGUUCGACGCCAAGAGGCUCAUCGGGCGCCGCUACGAUGAUCCCAAGAUCCAGGAAGACAUGCGCCACUGGCCCUUCAAGGUGGAGAACGACUGUGGCAAGCCCAAGAUCAGCGUCGAGUUCAAGGGCGAGCGCAAACGCUUCAACCCGGAGGAGAUCAGCGCCAUGGUUCUGACCAAGAUGAAGGAGACGGCGGAGGCAUACCUGGGAAAGCAAGUGAGCGACGCCGUCAUCACGGUGCCUGCUUAUUUCAACGACUCGCAAAGGCAGGCCACCAAGGACGCCGGUGCCAUAGCCGGGCUCAACGUGCUGCGCAUCAUCAACGAACCGACCGCAGCCGCUCUCGCGUACGGACUCGACAAGAACCUGCGCGGCGAGAAGAAUGUCCUCAUCUUCGAUCUGGGAGGCGGAACCUUCGACGUUUCCGUGCUGACCAUCGAUGAGGGCUCCUUGUUCGAGGUCCGAUCCACUGCGGGAGACACGCACCUUGGAGGCGAGGACUUUGACAACCGCCUGGUCGAACACUUUGUGCAAGAGUUCCAGCGCAAACACCGCAAGAACCUGAAGGCAAAUCCGAGAGCGGUGCGGAGACUGCGCACCGCCUGCGAGCGUGCCAAGAGGACCCUGUCCAGCUCUACCGAGGCGAGCAUCGAGAUUGACGCGCUUUUCGAAGGCAUCGACUUCUACAGCAAGAUCACCCGCGCCCGGUUCGAGGAGCUCUGCAUGGACCUGUUCCGAAGCACGCUCGAACCGGUGGAGCGCGCACUCAGUGACGCCAAGAUGGACAAGUCGCAGAUCCAGGAUGUCGUGUUGGUGGGCGGCUCUACGCGAAUCCCCAAGGUGCAGAAGCUGCUUCGGGACUUCUUCAAUGGCAAGGAACUGUCCAUGGGCAUCAACCCCGACGAGGCCGUCGCGUACGGUGCAGCGGUGCAGGCGGCCGUCCUGAGUGGCGACUCGAGCGAGGCCAUCAGGGACGUGCUGCUGGUCGACGUGGCCCCGCUGUCCCUGGGCAUCGAGACCGCGGGGGGAGUGAUGACGCGCAUCGUGGAAAGAAACACGCGCAUCCCUUGCAAGACAUCCAAGACCUUCACCACUUACGCGGACAACCAGCCCGCAGUCACCAUCCAGGUCUUCGAAGGCGAGCGUGCCCUCACGAAAGACAACCACCUGCUGGGAACAUUCAACCUGAACGGCAUCCCGCCGGCACCUCGUGGCGUUCCCCAGAUUGAGGUGACCUUCGACAUGGACGCCAACGGAAUCCUGCAGGUCUCGGCUCGGGACAUGAGCACGGGCAAGCAGGAGUGCAUCCGCAUCACCAACGACAAGGGCCGCCUCUCCAAGGAGGACAUUGAGCGCAUGCUCGCCGAAGCCGAGAAGUUCAAGCAAGAAGAUGAAGCGCAGCGUGACAGGGUGGCUGCUAGGAACUCUCUGGAGUCUUAUGCCUAUGGAGUCAAGCAGGCAGCUGAAGAAGCAGGAGACAAGCUGUCUGCUGCAGACAAGGACUCUGUGCUUUCCAAGUGUCGCGAGACCAUCUCUUGGAUUGACGCCAACAGCCUGGCUGAGAAAGACGAGUACGAGCACCGGCUCAAGGAACUGCAGCAAGCCUGCAUGCCCAUUAUGAGCAAGCUACAUCAAGCGCAAGGACCAAAGCACAGCUCUACAUCGCAACACUCCGGACCCACGAUAGAAGAAGUGGACUAAACGAAUGGACUGUGAUCUAGUCACUUAUCCUUCAUAGUUAUAUGUAUAUAUGUAACUCAACUUUUCAUAGUAAUCUAGUUUAUGAAAUUUGUGUGGCCGUUUAUUGAGACACCACAAUAAA